AUAUCCACCCGACUUACCACCAAAAAGAAGGAUGGCCAGUCUCACUCUCCCCACUUCUAACUCCGUCUUCACUUCUCUCCGUCUGAACAAACCAACGCAGGCAUCCUUCCGGACGUUAGACGUCUUCCCUUGUCGGGAAGUUCGUUUCUCCGGCUACUUGGGCCGUCGCCAGAAUGCUAGAAGGUUAGAGGUGGUGACACGGGCGGGGCCAAGCACGAGCAGUCUCAUCUUCGCGUUCGUGUUUCCACUCUCUCUUGUUGCCUUCACUGUCUUCACCUCCAUACGAAUUGCUGAUAAGCUGGACAGGGAUUUCCUUGAGGAGCUCGCUCUUAAUCAAGCAAUGAAGGAUGUAGAAGACAACGAUGAAGCUCUCCCUGCUUCUGUAGAGGAGGAACCUGCACUUCCACGCACUCGAAACCGUCCAAAGCGAGGAGCUUAGACAUGAGCUGUGUUUGGUCUUUUAUACGAUUUUUAAUAUGAUCAUCAGAUUCCCUGGUGUCGAUGAGACAGGGUAGAAGAUUUCGGCAACUCACUUGGUUUCUGUUUCUUAAUUUAAUGCUGGUUUUGUAUUGAUAAUAAUCUGAUCCGGAAUGUAGAUCUAUCCACACUCCAGAGUUUGUAUGGUAUAAGAUAGUUGUAGAAUAACUGAAUUUCUGUAUUUAGUAAUGAUAUAAACUUGUAAUUUAUAUGAGCUCAUACAGUUCCAUUCGAAACUUAGAGAUGGAAAGAGAGAUGAUCAGAGCUCAAUUUGAUUUUUC
Messenger RNA from Nelumbo nucifera (sacred lotus), 758 nucleotides. The record is from RefSeq and is a predicted model, not a curated record. NCBI's taxonomy places the organism in Eukaryota, Viridiplantae, Streptophyta, Magnoliopsida, Proteales, Nelumbonaceae.